GUCGCCAAUUCUUUUUAAACAUAACUUUGUUGUCCAUUUGAUGAUGUGUUCUACACUAUAAGUCGUUGUGAUUUUACUAUCCAUAAUCUGUUGUUUGAGCUAAAUGUAAUCAGUUGUGAUUACACGAGCGUGUAAAUCCUUCUCUCGCCUGUUUUCAGAUUAACUACUUAAAAUGAUAUCGGCGUAAAAUUAUACACAGAAAUGGAAGAUCAGUCCCCGUCUGUUCAGUCCUGAAUUUAUUUUAAAUUGCUGUUUCCAUGUGAACAGUGUAAAUGUAUUUCUAGCAUUUAUUUCCAAAUUUGCCUUUGAUAAGUGGCGAUGCAUGUCCACGUGGAAAAAAGCUCGUGAUUGAAAUUUCGCUUAUUUGCCUAAGACUUUAUUGAGCACACAGUAGGACUUUCGGCGACAGGAACAUUUCACCAGAUGGUCCAAUAUUGACAGUGGCUGUGAUUCUUUAUGUUGCUUCUGUCGAUUAGAUUUUCACACGAAUUUACAUUGACCUCAUUGUUUGGUUCAACCCUUUUUUGACAACUUGGGUUGGUGGUAAAUAUUUAUUCUUCACAAGCCAACUUGACACUUCGAAUACACAUAUGCUUACCCAUACUGAGGGUCGGGAGUACGUUAUAAAAAAAACCCUGACACCCAUUGAAAAUAAAACUUUAGUGAACAAUGAAAAAAAAAUAACAAGAGAAGACCACCAAAAAUGUCAAUUUACGGCGUUCUUUUAAAAUUUUAUUGUCACCGAGGAGCACUUAUGAACGAAAAGCUCAUCAACAAGACGCGAAAUAAUGGGCAAUUUAAAUCCAUUUCGAUGAAUUAUGUUUGAAAAGCUGCGUGGAGUACGUUAAAGUAUAUGAAAUUUACAGUCUUCAAGUUGACAAUUGUUUUAGUUUAGUCGUUGAGUAAGUACCGAUUGCACCAUAAAUCAUGGUUUUUGUGUUUAUUAUGGUGGAUUAAGUAUUUUCGGUCCCUGUUCUUGUGGCGCUCUGGAGAUCCUAAAUCAUGCGAGGUUAUUCCUUAUCAAGGGACAUGGUUCCGAAAGACCUCAGAUAUCAAUAGCUGUCUCGAUUUAUUUACUUUGAUUUUUAAUUUAUUGCGUAAUGUGGGAACGAUAACAAAUCGUUGCAUGCCGUUUUCUUGGAGAAGAGGUAAACAGUAACUUGUAGAAAAUUCGGGACAGCCUGAUAAGGAAAACACACGGGGGCUUUUGCUAUUAACUGGACACAAGAUUUUGAAGUGUGCACUGGAUUUAACUGUUGUGCAUCCUCUUGGUAUCUAUAGAUCCAGGGCAAGAUUUGUGUAUAUUAAAGGAUUAUUUUCCACCUAAACCGUUCUUUAGUCUAAGUAGGAAACGUCGGGAUCAGCAGGCACCAAAGGCGAAGUGUUAACACACAUUUAUCGAUGUGCUAGAAGUGCUGUUAAUUAAUUUUUGUAUUAAUUAAUCAUUGGUAAGCACUUAAUAGACGAAGAAGUGAAAUCUUUGGCAUCUAAUUAGUAAUCCGCUAAAGACUUUUCAACAGGAUUAACUCAAUUAAUCUCAGAACAAAGCUCUAAAUGCAAUUGUACACGAUGGGGUCUUUUCUAUGUCUGUUUAAACAAAGGUAAAUACACUUGUCACCUAACAAUGCGUCAUAUGAAUAACCUGCACAUUUUGGAUUCUAACGGAAAAGACCAGUUCAUCUAAGCGUUCGAGAGACUUUGGGUGUAAAAUGCCUUCCUUAGAGUCGCCUAGCUUCAGCUCCUCUCGCAUACAAAGAGCGUACAGGAUAAAUAACAUCGAAUAUACAAAACUCCAGGGAAAGUUAAAUCUGUUGGAGAAGGAGAAAAUUCAUUCCAAACGAGUGAUAAACCAAGACAUCCGAUUGAUCUCUCUGACUUUGGACUACAUAAACAACUGCAGUGGCCACAGUCCCGAGGGCCUCGCCCCGGACUCCGAGGAGGAAUAUGAAAGGUUGGAUGAGGGACCUUGUUUUAUGUACGGCGAGCGGAUAGUCAGUCGUAAGAAAAGGCGAUUCAAACGUUCCCAGUCGGCAGCAGAGAACAGUAGAAGUUCCGGCAGUCUGUCGUCAAUUCCUUCCCUCUUGCCUCCCGCCAUACGUCCACAAAGUAGCCCUGUCGGUCGAGCAACAUUUGUGACAACUUUACAGGCCGGAGAGAACACGCGUGACACUGACCCUUACUCAGACAAAGACUCCCUACAUUCGGAGAGCUCUUCCUUGUCGUGGAUGUCUGGAACAUCAAGUCUUACUCGAAAACUCAUCAAAGCUAGUCGCGGGAGACCAAGACGGGAAAGUCUACACGAAAAAGGACCUAGGCGCGUACGUAGUUUAAGUUCCGCAAAUAUCCAGUCACUAACAAGACAGUUGAUGCCACUUGAUGGUGGUAAAGCUAGUGCACAAGAUGAUCGCCGUGCGUCUACAUCACUCGCACGGAAUGCUGGGAUUACAGAAAUUCUUAACCAGAGACGACCAACUGUUACAGCCGAUGCAUGGAAGUCACACCUUACCGAUCAGACUAAAUCGGGUGCUCCUAUGACAAUGGCUGCCCAGAGACAGCGAAUCAUGGGUUAUAAACUACAGAUUAACGAGGACAGAAAAAGUGCUGUAAAUCAAAAGUUCAAAGAUUUCAUGAAAAAGACUAGUUAACUGGUUCUUAUAUCCUAGGUUUUGUGUGCCAAACGUCUUGUAAACAGAUCAUAGUUAUAUUUAUAUACACUUUAUAUCGCAAAUAUGCUUGCAUUUUGUAAAUUCGCAUUUGCAUAUAUUAUUUAAUGAAAAUGUGAUGAUAGUAAUGUUUCACUGUUAUUUACAAUGAAAUCUAACAGAUUUUACAUGUAUUAUUGAUUUCGGUGUGAACCGAUACAAAACCUAUUAAUGCGAAUAGCGAUACAAUAGCCUCGAUUUCAUUAUUUUCUAUUUCAUGUCGGAACGAGAAAGAAUGUCUGGAAAAUCUGUGGUGUUCGAUGAUAUGUAUGUUGCUUACUACUAUUACCACCAGUUGAUAUAAAAUAACGAAUUUAAAUGCAAAUUCAACUAAGCUAACCAAAUGACACAAGAUUUUUCAGUGAAGUAAAAUCCUACUCAGACACGCAAUCCAUAUUAUAGUAAGUUGACAGUUAAUAAAUUUGGUUUCAAUUUUAUUGAUA
This is a messenger RNA of Ostrea edulis (European flat oyster), 3145 nucleotides long. RefSeq lists its product as uncharacterized. The transcript is spliced from 2 exons. Bases 1710 to 2645 code for a protein of 311 amino acids. The record is from RefSeq and is a predicted model, not a curated record. Lineage: Eukaryota; Metazoa; Mollusca; Bivalvia; Ostreida; Ostreidae.